UUUUUUCUUAUGAAAUUUGAGCUGAUACCCAUCAUUGGUUGAAUUGAAGCGCUACAAGUUUCUGUUCCUAUGAGUAAUUCAAGGAGAAUUUUGAGUUGAGGCGCGUUUGUUCUUGUUGUGGGAGUGAAAAUGGGGAGCCAAGGAGGAAAAGGGUUUGAGACCCACCAUCAAAGAAAGCGGAGGAGGAGGAAAAAAAAAGGGGGAGGCGUCUGGUUGAAGCUGCCAAAAUUAAAAUUAGUAAUAAUUGCUCUCUUGUUUUGUGGGUUUUUGCCUUGAAUUUCUUUUACUAUCGUCUCCUUCUGCGAUUUCCCCCACCCACAUUCCACAACCCAUUCAUUUUCCUUGCUUCUUCCACGAUUAAAAAUAAAAAACAGCGUUAUAAAGAGAACAAAAGGGGAUUCUCACCUCUUAAGCCCCCAAUUUCUUCUCUCUUAGGCCAAAUCUUUGUUUGUUCUGUUUUCUGAAGAACAUUUCUGGGGGUUUCUUUAUGUUCUUGUUCUUGUUCUUCCAUUGCCGGCCAUGACUGAGGUUGUUCUUCAUUCCCCUUCUCAUUUUGCUUCAUCUCGUAGAAGGGUUUCUUCUUCUUCUUCUUCUCCAAUCUCUCCGAAUGAUGGAUCUCUUCUUAUGAACAUGCAUUCUCAAACACCCACUUCGCCGUCUUCCUCAUCUUGUUCUGUAGAGGGCGAUCGGGAUGUUUCUGUGAUGAACUGUGAAGGGGAGGAGGUGGGGAAGGAUCGAUUUAAGCAAAGAAGAGAUCAGCUCUCGUUGUUGGCUUUAGUUGUGACCCUUUUCAGGAAAUCUUUGAUUACUUGCAAGAGGGAUAGAACCGAGCUAUGUGCAAUGGAGAUCGGUUGGCCGACUAAUGUCCGCCAUGUUACGCAUGUAACUUUUGAUAGGUUUAAUGGGUUCUUGGGUUUGCCUGUUGAGUUUGAACCAGAAGUUCCUCGCAGGGCUCCUAGUGCUAGUACGACUGUGUUUGGAGUUUCCACGGAAUCUAUGCAAUUGUCGUAUGACUCGAGAGGGAACAGUGUUCCAACGAUUCUAAUACUAAUGCAACACUGUCUGUAUGCUCAAGGUGGCUUGCAGGCUGAAGGUAUUUUCAGAAUUAAUGCGGAAAACAGUCAAGAGGAGUAUGUACGUAAUCAAUUGAAUCAAGGCGUGGUACCGGAAGACAUUGAUGUACAUUGUUUAGCUGGCCUUAUCAAGGCUUGGUUCAGAGAACUCCCAGCUGGGAUUUUGGAUUCUCUAUCGUCCGAGCGCGUCAUGCAGUGUGAGACAGAAGAAGAAUGUGCUGAGCUGAUAAGGCAUCUGCCUCUUAGUGAAGCUUCUCUGUUGGAUUGGGCAAUCAACCUAAUGGCAGAUGUUGUCCAGCAGGAACAUUUCAACAAGAUGAAUGCUCGCAACAUCGCUAUGGUUUUUGCACCAAAUAUGACUCAGAUGGCCGACCCGUUGAAUGCACUGAUGUAUGCUGUCCAAGUAAUGAACUUUCUCAGGAUGCUUAUCGUUAGGACACUGCGGGGAAGGGAAGACUCCAUUCUUGACUCUGCUGCUACACGUUUAGAGCCAUCGGACGAGAGUGGACACCAGAGUCCUUCACAGCCUUACCUCGGAAAUACUGUCACCGUAUUUCAGGCGUCAGAGCAGGACGUGCCUGAUUUUCUUUCAGCACCACCUGUUAUAGAAGCUUACUCCGACUGCAAUGAAGGCGCACAGCUAAGCCAUGUUAAGAAACUGCUGCUUAAUGGGUAUGGAGAUUUCCUGAAUGCCCACGAAGACAAAGAAACAGUUGAAGGCAAUGAUUUAAAGGCAGAAGAAGUUUUAUGCCACACUGAAAAGAACAAGACUGAUCAAACAAAUGAUUCAGCACUGAAAAGGGAAACUAACAAACUAAAUAACCAGAACUCUGUAUUUCGAAUCCUGGCACCGGUACCAGUAGAGAAGCGGCUCAGCAACCUGAGUUGUAUAAACUCAUGGACCGAGCGAAUUGAAGCAUGGCGAUAGAUAGGUAAAGCUGUUAACAAAGCUUGAUGUGCCUAUAUAGAUACUGUUAAAAGCUUGUUGAAUGAAGAUGCUGACCUAACCCAUAUGAGGUUGCUAAUUUUCAGUUGUGUUUCAUUAAUUGGUUUUGCGACUGCGCUUCACUAUGGAUAGCGUUAGCAUAGCACAAUAUGAUACCCACUGGGUGGUUUUGUGUAUCCUUCUUGUUUUCCUCUGAGUAUCAUUGGCACAAGAAUUGCCUCUUCUCAGUUAUGUAAUGAGUAAAUAAUCAGUUCUAAGCGUCUAUGAAUUGAAUUCUGGAAGCACAAUGAUGUAUUAGUUUAA
Molecule: messenger RNA, 2322 nt
Organism: Cucurbita maxima (winter squash)
Lineage: Eukaryota; Viridiplantae; Streptophyta; Magnoliopsida; Cucurbitales; Cucurbitaceae
Product: rho GTPase-activating protein 1-like
Exons: 5
Coding region: 520-2001 (493 amino acids)
Biological process (GO): signal transduction
Molecular function (GO): GTPase activator activity
Source: RefSeq, a predicted model, not a curated record